Gavia stellata (red-throated loon) is the source of this 2113-nucleotide messenger RNA. RefSeq lists its product as uncharacterized. Bases 1 to 2004 code for a protein of 667 amino acids. Gene Ontology annotation, biological process: negative regulation of transcription by RNA polymerase II. The record is from RefSeq and is a predicted model, not a curated record. Lineage: Eukaryota; Metazoa; Chordata; Aves; Gaviiformes; Gaviidae. Gene Ontology annotation, molecular function: transcription corepressor activity. The transcript has 5 exons. Gene Ontology annotation, cellular component: nucleus.
AUGAAGAAAAAGUUAGACGGAGCAGCUCAUCAUCCAAUUCCAGAUGACCAGGAACCAUCAGAAAGUGAAGAGGAUGAUUCAGAAGAAGAAAACAGCAAAUCAUUGUGUACGUUAAGUGAAGGUCCAGAGGAUCCAGUAACAGUUUGUGAAGAGCAGCCUAAUGGUGAUGAUGAAAGCCUAAAAGAAGCUGCAGUGUUGUCAAGAGAAAGGUCUCCCAUCGCUGUGUCUGAGGUCUCAACAAUGUCAAACAGUGCAUUGAAAAAUAAAUUGCCUGUAGAAAGUGACAGUUCUCUUCUAAUAGAUGUAAAAUGUUUUUCUACUGAAAACCUAACCAAAAAUGCAUUCGAUGAUGAGGAAACAAAUCAAAGGCACAAAGAAAAUAUUUGCAGAACCAGUUUCCUAAAAAUAAGCAAUGAUAAAAAUUCCAUCCAGGAAACGGAAGGCAUCUCUGAAGAUUAUAGCACACCACUGUUAAGCACGGAAAACAAACUCGGAUCAUAUCAAACUACACGUGAACCUGACAUGGAAGCUAAGCUGUUAAGUUUAAAUGGUGAAGAAGAAGAAAUCUCUCAGUGUUACAAUUCAAACGUACAUGAUAACGUGCCUGAUGAUAACACAGGGGACAAUGGUGCAUUAAAAGCAGAAGAGAAUAGCUCUAAUGCCUGGGCUUUUUUUUCAAUUAAUUUGCCUACUGCGGAAUUGCAGCUGGGCUUUGAUACGCAAGUUUCUCUCUCUUCUUGGUCUGAGGAUAAAUUCGUAGGUGAACAAAGACCCCGAAAAAUGAGGAGACCUAAACAGACCUAUACAAACAGUUCGACACAGCUAGACUACUCUCAGUCAAAUGAAGGAUUGGUAAAGGAAAACCAUCAGGUAACAGUAACUGAGGAGGCUGGUAAUAUAAUAAGCAAUGGUCUACUGGCAUCUCCAGCUGGUGAAGUGCACUUUGAUUCCCUUGUGGAAUCCAGGGCCACCUUCAUGCGGUGUUCGAGUGAAGUGGAUGUUCCAAGAAAUGAUGCUGCACCGAUUACAUCGAAGAGGAAAAGACACAGAAGAAUUGUCAACUUGGCACCAAAGUUUAAUCUACCAAGACAGAUUGCUGGUAGUACAGAGGGAGGGAAGGAAGUCCCAAGAAAAGAUGAUGUUCCCUUGAAAAGUGUUUUAGAAGUGGAGCAAAAGAGCUUUCUAAGCAAGGACCAUGGAGAGGAACAUAAACAGAACCAUGCAUUGCAGGAAUACUCUGCACCUUACAGUGGCACCGAGGCAACCUGUUCCUUACCCAUCUCGGAUGCAGAUGCUCUGUUACAUGAUAUUUCUUACAGUGAUUUGGGACAAUCUUCUCCUAUGCCAAAAUAUUCCUGCAGGGUUUCUGUAGUUUCCAGGGCAAAGGAGGAGCAAGCUAGAACUCUUAAGCAACAACAGGUAGUUGAUAAAAAGGAGGGUGAGAGUGAACAAGUUUCUUCAGAGGUUACAAAUAGCCAACCAGAUAUUUUGUCUUCUGUUAAAGUUGUUUCUGAAUAUCCAGAAGAUUCUAGUAUAUUGGCAAGCUGCGGUGAAAAUGUGCAUGAAGCAGAUGACCCUGAGCCAGCAGAGGCCUCACAGCUUGAAGAUAAUCAAGAUGUGAAUAUGAAAUGUAGUUUUUUGGGACUUCCCUUAUCAUUAGGAUUUGCUUUUCAACUUGUGCAGCUCUUUGGUUCUCCAGGUCUUCCACUGGAAUCCUUGUUGCCAGAUGAUUAUAUAGUUCCUCUUGACUGGAAAGUUUCAAAGAUGAUCUAUUUACUGUGGAAGACCUCUGUGGAGGAGAAACAAAAAACAAAUGGAUUGCAGAAUGGAGAAGCCUUGCCUGAUGAUAUUACUAGUCUUGAAGAUCUAAAUAAAAAUGGCCAAGAGAACCAAGACUCUUCUGAAACACUUCCAGAAAUGGAGCUGUUUCAAGGGGUGAUAGAGGAGAACAUCAUGACCUAUGCUAGCACUGGCUGUCUGGAUGCUGUGUUUCAUCAGUCGUGAUUGACCAUCUUAAAUUCUGCAUGAAGGAAAAGAAACUUCUCACUUUGAUUCCACCACAGAAGGAAUUCGGUUGGCCACCAAGGAUUAUAAAUGUGAGGAAUAACCUGGA